AAAAAACAGUUUUGGUUUUUGUUGGGUGUUUAAUUCUAGGUUUCUUUCUAUUCUACAUGUUCGGGCGUUUGGCGGAAAUAUUACAAUUUUCGCGGAAUAAUUUUUUCGACUUUAUCAAUGAAAUUAAUUCUCCAUCUUCCGCCUGAAAAGUAAAAAAGUAAAAAGUUCGAUUUCAAAUUUUUUUUUUUUUAUUGUUUAUUUUUCGUUUUUUUGGCUAAUAAUUAGACUGGAAGAACUUCCGGUUCGUAAUUUGUGUGUGUCCUUGGGAAGGUUGAAGGUCUGUACAACGAGCCUAGCGAUUUGAAACGAAAAGAAUGUUGGGGAUGAGCUUUUGAAUCAAAAUUCAAACAAGUUGGGGGAUUACUUGAAGAAGAAGAAGAAGAAGAAGAAGAAGAAAGAUGAAGCGCAAACGUGGGCAUAAGAAAGGGAAGGCCAAGGGGAGCUCUGUCUCAGGUGGUGUUAGUCUAAAAAUGGAGAGCGAUUCGUGUUUGGAUAACGACAAUAAUAAUAAUAAUAAUGAAUCUGGAAUGGAGGUUGACACCCCUUCUUCCACGGGUACUGCUACUGAUCGCGCUCCUUAUAACGUUGCCAAUAUUAAUCCCGACGGCUCCAUUGAUAGAGAUAGAGAUAGAACAGGCUUGGAGAAGCCAGUUGGGCGUGUUAAAGUCAAGCUUCGAACUCCGAAAACCACCGUUGGCUCUCAGCUCACUUCUUCCGAUGCACCCACACAUAGCGAUACUGAUAAGAGUAGCCCCCAUUUGCAAAUGGGUUCCGAAAGACACACUGCGGUUGCUGAAAAAAUGGAAGAUAGUGCCAAUUCGUUACCUCAAUUUAAAGUGUAUACAUCUGGGAAUUUAUCCAAGAAAGCUGGGAGCAUAAAGAUUAAAUCUUCCAAGGUUUCUGGGUCAACUGCUAACCAAACAAAGGGCGACAGUCCUCGCCACACAGAACCAAAGUUGCCUCAUCAGGAUCCUCGAUUUGAUAAGCAAGAAUUAGAUACUUGCUUGAUGGUGAUAAAGAAGGUAAUGAAAAUGGAUGCUGCUGAACCCUUUAAUGUCCCUGUGAAUCCCGUUGCUCUGGGAAUACCUGAUUAUUUUGAUGUGAUAGAUACACCAAUGGAUUUUGGGACAAUAUGUAGCAAUCUUGAAAAGGGUGUUAAGUAUGCAAAUUCUGAGGAUGUUUUCAAAGAUGUACAAUACAUUUGGGAUAAUUGUUACAAGUAUAACAACAAGGGUGACUACAUCUUGGACCUUAUGAGGAGGGUAAAGAAGAAUUUUACAAAGUAUUGGACAGCAGCUGGUUUGUAUAGUGGACAACCAAGAGGAGCUAAUGCAUUGUUAAUCUCCCUCAUGUCAGGUGUUGAUAACAUUCAGGAGAAUGCUGGAGUAUCCAGUAAGGGAAAAGUAUACAUAAAAGGUGGUCAGUCAAAGAAGAUGGCACGAAAAGGUCAUGGAAGGCGCCAUAAAUUCGAUUGUUUGUGUGCUAUCUGUGUUCUAAAGCGGCGUAGAAGAGAGCGUGAGGAAAAUGAUCGAAUUGCUAAAAGCCAAACUGGAGCUGAUGAUAACAAACUUGGUCGGGAUUUGAAGCAAGAGGAAUCUUCACUCGUGGAGAGUCCUUCUGGUGAUAAUUCUUCAUCAAAUAUGGAUGAAUCUUCAGUAGACCCAAAUGAAGAUGCUGAAGUGGAACAAAAAGGAGAAGUGAAAAAGGAGGAAUCUGAGCAGCAUUAUGGCUCUUUGGCAGAGAAGGAAGAGGAGGAAGAAGAGGAGGAUGAGGAAGAAGGGGAAGAGGGGGAUGAAGAGGAAGAUAAUGAAAUAGAGAUGAAAAAUGAAGACAACAAUGAAAGACUAGAGCAGCAAGAAAAAUCAAGGGAGGAGCCUAAUUGUCAAUCUCAGUUAACAAUGGCAGAUAAGAUAGCUGGAAUCCAAACUGAUACUCACAAAAAUGAUACAUUACUUGGGCAUGAGGAAGGAAGUGUAGCAGAUCAAAGAAAGAAGCAUAAGGAAUGGCGAGAAAGGCAUGAGAAAGUUAAAUCAGAGAAGUUGCAUUUUGAAAAUCCUAUGCUUUUAGAUUUAUGUGGAAUUCUAUUCCCCGAUAAGUGCAAGUCUAAGUCCAUAUGGAGUGGGCCCCAUUCAUUGGUUCGGAAUCAGAGUACAACUCGUGCUAGUUCUGUUCAUGCAGCCAUUAAUGUGCUUAUGAAGUAGCUCCUGACUGAUGCAAGGUAAUGCAUAUCCAGUUUAGAGAUUGAACACAAGGGAUGUGGGCUAGCUUAAUAAUUGCCAGUCUAAAACUUAUUGCGGAGGUAUGUAGGUGAAUUAGAUGCUUACCCAAUAAUUUGUACUUUUGCAAAGUCUUUUAUCUUUUUAACUUUAGAUAUAUGCUAUCAUGAUAUUUUAUAUAAUAUUCAUUUUGUAGCCAGAUUUUUUCA
This is a messenger RNA of Ziziphus jujuba (common jujube), 2425 nucleotides long. Its product is annotated as bromodomain-containing factor 2. The coding region runs from base 399 to 2201 and encodes 600 amino acids. NCBI's taxonomy places the organism in Eukaryota, Viridiplantae, Streptophyta, Magnoliopsida, Rosales, Rhamnaceae. Gene Ontology annotation, molecular function: protein binding. The transcript has 7 exons. The record is from RefSeq and is a predicted model, not a curated record.